AUGCUUCAAGAGCGUGGUAUUGCCUACUGGCAGUCCGUAAGAGCCGACUUGGAGGAAGUGCCUUUUCACGAUGCCAUCCACCAGUGUUUUCCCGAUGGCGUCGAUGCGUGUAAAAUCCUCGAUAAGCCAGAUCACUUCCUCGACUUGGCGGACAAAAAGCUGCAUAUCUUCCCCUUCAAGGACGUAAAGACAUGUUGGUUCCGGCUGUAUACUGAUGCCAGCGUUGCUAAAGUGCUGAAGUUGGUUGGGCUCGAUUCUUCUCCGGAGGAUGAUCCUGUAGGUGGCUAUCGUCUGGAUGGUCACCUUGACGAGAUCGUUUCUAUUCUAGACAUGGCCCUCAUCAUGGCUGGAGGACUCGGCCGCCAAGACUUGAUUCAUGGUAUUCUAGCCGAACUCCAGACUAUCGUCCGAGGUGCGGCUGAUGUCGACGAGCGCCCGCCAAAGAGACGGCGACUCGACAAAAGCUUCCUGGCCGAGGAAACCAAUGACGCUUUUGUUGUCGACAGCGUCUCUGUGCCAUCCCUCGGCUUUCCCGUUGAGACACUUGAUCAUCCUUCCCUUACAGAGUUUGCAAAGCACAUUCAGCAAAGACGAGAACCUGCUGUUCUGACGAACGUGCUGGGCCACUGGCCAGCGCUGGAUAAAUGGAAAAGUAUUUCGUUCUGGCUAGAGAUCACCUUAGGCGGUCGUCGCCUAGUGCCAAUCGAAGUAGGCCGAAGCUACACUGACGAUGAUUGGGGCCAGAAAGUAGUCCCGUUUCGAGAAUUUCUGACCCAUUACAUCCAAAGACAAUUCGACCAUGGUCCUAACAGCGAAUCUGCAAAUGGCGGACAAACGGGCUACUUGGCACAGCACGACCUAUUCAAGCAAAUUCCUGCCCUUCGGAACGAUAUCGCAGUCCCUGACUAUUGCUACCUGGACGCCCCUCCUGCUGAAGCUGGUUCCCCGGUUGCUUUGGCGAAGGCCAAGGAAAGUGCAAAACGGACGACCAAACCUAUCGCUACUCCUUCCAUGGCGUGCUCCUCUUCAAGCGAGGGGGACACGGCCGACGAAGCAGAUCUCGAGGCUGAGCCACAAAUGCACAUCUGGUUCGGACCGGCAUGGACAAUAUCCCCACUUCACCAUGACCCUUACCACAACAUCCUGUGCCAGGUAGCCGGGAAGAAAUACGUGAGAUUGUACUCACCAGACCACAGCAAGGCACUACUACCGAAGCGGGGAGAUGAGCCCGCUCCUCAUAGUCGGCCGCCAGAAGACCUAGGAGAGCUGAGCGACGUCCUAUAUCCAGAUGGACAGGAACAAGACACGAUUGACAUGUCUAACACGUCACAGAUUGACGUGGCCGCCAUGGAACUGUCGCCGUUGGAAGAUUGGGACGAUGUGUAUCCUGGCAUUAGUCGAGUACCCUACGUGGAAUGCGUCCUCGAGGCUGGCCAAGCUCUAUAUAUACCGAUCGGAUGGUGGCAUUAUGUACGGAGCUGCUCUGUGGGCAUCAGCGUAAGCUUCUGGUGGUGA
Messenger RNA from Cladophialophora yegresii CBS 114405, 1515 nucleotides. RefSeq lists its product as uncharacterized. Gene Ontology annotation, molecular function: 2-oxoglutarate-dependent dioxygenase activity. NCBI's taxonomy places the organism in Eukaryota, Fungi, Ascomycota, Eurotiomycetes, Chaetothyriales, Herpotrichiellaceae. The record is from RefSeq and is a predicted model, not a curated record. The transcript has a single exon. The coding region runs from base 1 to 1515 and encodes 504 amino acids.